Knipowitschia caucasica is the source of this 960-nucleotide messenger RNA. The record is from the annotation of a GenBank genome assembly. NCBI's taxonomy places the organism in Eukaryota, Metazoa, Chordata, Actinopteri, Gobiiformes, Gobiidae.
AUGUGGAUGUUCGGCAGACAGGGAGACCAGGGAGACCAGGGAGGACAGUCUGACGUCCAAAGAGACCAACUCCUCAUCCAUUUGACCACUUACAUCGAGCUGCACCGGACCCAUAAGGACAGAUUCAAAAACACUGCAGACUUCUUCCUCCAAGCUCAGGAACAGGAAUAUGAUAUAGGCCGGAUCUUACUGUACAUGUAUGCUCUCGGUGGGGGGUAUGUGGGCAGUGUUGUUGGCACUGUUGUUGGCUUAAUCAGUGGCGGGUUUACCGGAAGUCUGGCUGCUGUGGCUGCCGCUGCUAUUCUCAGGAAAGAGCUGAAUGCUGUGUCUGCCUCUGUGGGGUUCUUUGGAGGAAUACUGGGAAGUGUGGUGGGUGCAACGUUUGCCGGGUUCCUCGGGGGCGCUAUCGGGGCUGCAGUAGAAUCCAGCGGACACUCGGCUUACAACGAGUUGCACCUGCCGUUCUGGGGAUUAAUCGGAGGAAUCACUGGAGCUGGGAUCGGGGAUAUCUUAGGUGGGAAGGUUGGGUUAGUUGCAGGGGCUAUCGGCGGAGGCGUGGGUGGGUUCUGUGGAGUCAGUGUUCCUGUGAUGUUAAUAAAAGCCUACACGGUCGAAUAUGAUCAAACAAACAUUUCACAACAGAAAAGUAAAGCCAUAAAGUUGGAAGAAGUAACGCAGGAUUUUAAGAAGAACACGUCUCAUUUUGCUGCUGAGCUGUCAGUCAUCCACAGCAUCAGCAGUAAGAUGGUGCCAGGAGUAGAGGCGGGACGUGUGGCUGUGCAGAGCUCCUUGAGUCUUACUGCGCUUUCCAAGGCAACAAAGGCGAUCUACGAUGUGCAAAUUACACCACAAACUACCUCCUGCUGGAAGAAAGCAGCCCAACAGUGCACGCACAUGUGUGAGCAGCUGGAAAUGAUGCGACGUGAGGCUGAGAAAGUGCGGGCCUCAUGGAGCCAGUAG